UUCCAAAUUGGCGGCGGCUAUAUUGGUCUUACCUUCUACCUGCUUAUUCAACUAAAACAUUGAACAAUCUCAAGAAACAAGUCGAGGUCUUGUACUUCUGACACCACCCGUUUCUCCGGAUCCGUUACCUGGAUGUUUUUGCCGCCGAAUUUCGCCUAUUUAUCCUUUCUUUGACUGAUUGAGCUGGCUAUUUGCUCUUACUUCGGCUCUCUUGCUUCUUCGAUGGCGGAAGCCCGCAUCUCGGGGGUCACCCUGCCGUUAAAUUUAGAGCAAAUACUUCAAGAAGCGCAACAUCGAUGGUUACGCCCAAUAGAAAUAUGUGAAAUCCUACGUAACUACCAUAAGUUUUGCAUUGCGCCGGAGCCACCAAACAAGCCUCCUAGUGGUUCACUUUUCCUAUUUGAUCGGAAGGUAUUGAGAUACUUCCGGAAGGAUGGCCAUAAUUGGAGGAAGAAAAAGGAUGGAAAGACUGUGAAGGAAGCUCAUGAGAAGCUAAAAGCUGGAAGCGUAGACGUUUUGCAUUGCUAUUAUGCACACGGAGAAGAUGAUGAGAACUUUCAGAGACGAAGUUACUGGAUGUUGGAAGAGGAAUUGAUGCACAUUGUUCUCGUACACUACCGCGCAAUCAAGGGCAGCAAAGCAAAUUUUCUUCAGCCAAGAGAGGAUGGAGCAAUCGCACGCAUUGCCCAUGCAGAUAGUCCUGCACAUUCUACCUCCUCUGCAAAUCAAAGCCAGUCGCCUUCAUUAGCUACUGAUCUUGAAAGUCCUAACAGCACACAUCUAUCAGAAUUUGAAAAUGAUUCAGCAGAUAUUUUCCAACCAAGUUCCAGAUACAACUCUUUCCUUAAGAUGCAGCAGUAUGGACCUUGGAUGAAAGGUAAUCUUGCAAAUGCUUGUGAUCCAGCUCUGGAAAAAGAUGAUCCAUUUGUUCAGGCUGGCAUGGACAGGCUUGCAAAUGAAUCUGAUGGUGGAUUAAGAUUUACCGGAACCAAACCAAUGAAUAAUGAUAUGGCAUCAUGGCAUGAGAUCUUGGAACGAUGUUCUACAGGGUUGCAAUCAUCUACUUUUGACGUGAUUGUUGCUUCUACAUGUGCUAAUACCAUGGUGAACUUUCCUCGGCAAAAUCCUGUUGCAGACAUUUUGAAUGGUGGAUUCCUUGAUGCCAAAGAGGAUGUUACGACAGUAGUUGACAAGCCAAUGUUGCAGUUCGAUGAUGAGGUGGUGGACUCCCUUGUUCCAUUUAAUACCAGAGUUGAGAACAUCCAAACCUCAGAUGUAAAUCACAUGAAGAAUCAGUCAGACUUGUCUCUCAUAGAUUAUCAAGGUUUGAAGAAAUAUGAUAGCUUUUCUAGAUGGGCAAGCAAUGAACUUGGAGAAGUGGAUGACUCACAGAUUACCUUAAAUUCUGGAAUAUAUUGGAGCACACUUGAAAGUGAUAGUGUUAUUGCAGAAUCCAGUGUGCAAAAUCAAGAGCAUUUUGAUACAUAUCUUAUGAGCCCCUUAAUUUCUCAUGAUCAACUUUUCAGCAUUAUAGAUUUCUCUCCAAAUUGGACAUACGCGGAAAUGGAGACCAAGGUUCUGGUCAAGGGAAAAUUUUUUUUGAAUAAAGAGGAUGUGCAAAAAUACAGAUGGUCAUGUAUGUUUGGUGAAAUUGAAGUGCAAGCUGAUAUUUUGGCUGAUGGAACGCUUUGCUGCCAUACACCAUCUCAUAAGCCUGGAAGGGUUCCUUUCUAUGUGACCUGUUCCAACAGGUUAGCUUGCAGUGAAAUACGUGAGUUUGAAUAUAAAAUGAGUAAGAUGCAUGAACUUGGGAAUACUGAUUCUGAUGGUAGCGAUGCAUAUGAUAUUGAUCUUCUAUUCCGUCUUGAAAAGCUAUUAAUUUUGGAGGAUUUUGAUCACUCGAGUCCUGAUUGUAGUCAUACCCGUGAGAGGCCUCAUAUAAACUGCACAGUUUGCUCUAUGAUAAUGGAAGUUGAUGAUGAAUUGUUCAAUUUAUUCAAACACACCCCUGAUGAAGAUUUGUCCCAUAUCAAUGCAGAGAACCAGUUACUUGAAGAAUCAUUGAAAGAGAAACUGCAUGUGUGGCUUCUUCAUAAAGUAGGGGAGGAUGGCAAGGGUCCAAACGUCUUGGACAAGGAGGGGCAGGGUGUGCUUCAUUUAGCUGCUGCCCUUGGUUAUGAUUGGGCUAUUAAACCAAUAAUAGCUGCUGGUGUUGGUAUUAAUUUCAGAGAUUUGCAUGGUUGGACUGCCCUUCACUGGGCCGCAUUUUUUGGAAGAGAGAGGACUGUUGUUACACUGGUUGCAUUGGAUGCAUCUCCAGGAGCUUUAACUGAUCCAACUCCCGAGUUCCCUUCUGGAAGAACCCCUGCAGAUUUAGCAUCUCAAAAUGGGUACAAAGGGAUUGCUGGCUUUCUGGCAGAGUCCUCUCUGUUUAAACAUCUUCGAGAGCUCACUUUGAAGGACUCAGAAAGCUGUGAUUUAACUGAAUCUUCUGGUAUACUGGGAUACCAUCACGGUGCUGAUAAGGGUAGCUCACAUCAUGCCUUUGGGGGGACAGAAACUUCACUGAAAGAUUCUCUUAGCGCUGUUCGUAAUGCUACUGAAGCCGCAGCACGAAUAUAUCAGGUUUUCAGAAUGCAAUCAUUUCAUAGAAAGAAACUCACUGAUUACGUUGAUGAAAAUUGUGGAGUUUCAAAUGAGGAUGCUCUUUCACUCAUUUAUGUAAAGAGUAACAAGUCGGGACACCAUGUUAUGCCUGUUCAUACUGCUGCGAUUAAAAUUCAGAACAAAUUUCGAGGAUGGAAAGGGCGAAAAGAGUUUUUGAGUAUCCGACAGCACAUUGUCAAAAUCCAGGCUCAUGUACGCGGUCACCAAGUGAGGAAACAUUAUAGGAAGAUCCUCUGGUCGGUGGGAAUUGUUGAAAAAGUUAUAUUACGCUGGAGAAGAAAAGGAAGUGGCUUAAGAGGCUUUCGUUCUGAAGAGCCGCCUGAGGGCCCAAGUAAUGAAAACCAAGUCAUCAAAGAGGAUGAUUAUGAUUUCUUGCAAGAAGGAAGGAAACAGACUGAGGCUAGACUAGAGAAAGCACUUGCUAGGGUGAAGUCCAUGGUUCAGUAUCCUGAGGCCAUAGAUCAGUACAGGAGGCUUCUGAAUGUUGUGGAAGAACUGCAAGAAUCUGAUUUCAUACAAGCGGAAACUCCAAAUGAAAUAAUGGAACCUGUGGGGGUUGUUGAUCUCAUGUUGGAGCUUGAAGGGUUGCUGCAAGAUGAUCCUCAUAUGCCACCAAACUGGUGAUGGUUUGCUCUAUCUGUUACUUGUUUGUUGUAAAGGUUUGCUUCUCUAUGUUUUUUAAAGCUUUUACGUGUAAAUUAAUAAUCUGCUUUGUAGAUAUCAUGCACCUGCUGUGAGCAUGUAUUGUAGUUGUUUGCAUAGAUGGUGAUGAUUUAACAUUUAGAACUGAUUGAUUUAUAUAAAGAAGCGCAGUAGGUUCUUUUUUGUGACAAUAAUGCUAUCUCUGUUGUAAAA
Molecule: messenger RNA, 3522 nt
Organism: Dendrobium catenatum
Lineage: Eukaryota; Viridiplantae; Streptophyta; Magnoliopsida; Asparagales; Orchidaceae
Product: calmodulin-binding transcription activator 2
Exons: 13
Coding region: 223-3291 (1022 amino acids)
Biological process (GO): regulation of transcription by RNA polymerase II
Cellular component (GO): nucleus
Molecular function (GO): protein binding; double-stranded DNA binding; transcription coregulator activity
Source: RefSeq, a predicted model, not a curated record